AUGUCGCAGCCUGAUUAUGAUAUUUACAAGCUUGGUGACUGGGAGUUGCAGAGCGGGGAGAAGAUUGACGAUGCUCAUAUCGCGUACAAGACCUUUGGAAACCCCAAGCUCCCUGCGAUCGUUUAUCCUACUUGGUUUUCGGGUGCCAUCGCCGAUAACUUCUGGUUAAUCGGAGAAGACAAAACCCUCAACCCGAAAGAAUAUUUCAUCAUCAUCACCGCACUGUUCGGUAACGGGCAGUCCUCAUCCCCCUCAAACCAACCUACUCCCAAGCCCUUCCCCAAGGUUUCAUUCUUCGAUAAUGUCCGCGCCCAGUACGAGCUCGUCACUAAGCACUUCGGCAUCACCCGCCUGCGCGCCGUCGUAGGCUGGUCUAUGGGCGCCGGCCAAACCUACCAGUGGGCAACACAGUAUCCGGAUUUCAUGGAUAUUGCAGUACCAUUCUGCGGCUCGGCGAAAACAUCUCUGCAUAAUCAGGUGUUUAUCGAAGGUGUCAAGACGGCCCUUCUUGCCGUGAAGAAUACUCGCUCGGCUGGUUCUGGGAAGGGCGGAUUGCAGGAGGACUCUGUCGAGCUUCGGACGUGGAGUGAUAGAGAUAGAGAGGUUGGCCUUAAGGCCAUGGGGAGAGUGUAUGCUGGAUGGGGCUUCAGCCAGGCAUUCUAUCGCCAGAAGCUGUAUGAGACAGCUCUGGGAUACAAGGACCUCGAAGACUUCCUGCAGAAUCACUGGGAAAAAUGGGCCUGCUCGAAGGAUCCCGAGAAUCUGCUGGUGAUGAUGCAGACCUGGCAGAAUGGAGAUGUCUCCCAGCAAGAACCGUACAAUGGAGACUUUGAGAAGGCGAUGGCCUCAAUUAAGGCGAAGACGCUGGUUUUGCCAGCCAAGACUGAUCUUUAUUUCCCACCCGAGGACUCUGAAUAUGAAGUCGCUUGCAUGAAGCCAGGUGUCGGAACACUAGGUGUUUUCCCAUCUAUCUGGGGUCAUUGGGCAGGAGGCCCCGGGGAUAGCAAGGAAGAUGUUGCUUGGCUGGACAAGCAGAUGGCCGAGUUCUUUGCGGCCAACCCGCCUGACAGUGUUACUGCACUGGGUGAGAAGCUUCAAGACACGCUGUGA
Messenger RNA from Penicillium subrubescens, 1110 nucleotides. RefSeq names its product homoserine acetyltransferase family protein. The record is from RefSeq and is a predicted model, not a curated record. Bases 1 to 1110 code for a protein of 369 amino acids. The transcript is spliced from 6 exons. Gene Ontology annotation, molecular function: acyltransferase activity, transferring groups other than amino-acyl groups. Gene Ontology annotation, biological process: biosynthetic process. NCBI's taxonomy places the organism in Eukaryota, Fungi, Ascomycota, Eurotiomycetes, Eurotiales, Aspergillaceae.